Messenger RNA from Cladocopium goreaui, 3510 nucleotides. NCBI's taxonomy places the organism in Eukaryota, Dinophyceae, Suessiales, Symbiodiniaceae. The record is from the annotation of a GenBank genome assembly.
AUGGCUGCUGCUCGUUCCAGUGACCAGGGGGUUGAUCAGGUGCGCCCUGAUGACAGUGCCAGUGGUGUGGGCUCACAGGCCUCAUGGAGUGUGGUUCCACCUGAUGCUCCAGAGACUCCUGUCCAGCCUGCUCAGGCACCUGAAGCACCCCCUGGGAUCGACAAGACGGUUUGGGACGAGGACUCCGAUGAUGACGUUCCCCCAGCCAACUGGUCGGCAUAUGCAGCAGCAGAAGGCUCUAAUGCAGGCUGGGCUCCAGCCACGGAGGCUGCAAAGCACUUGCUCGGCAACAAGGAGAAGCAGACGGCCAAGCUUGCUCAGCAAAAAGCGAGGGCAAAGGCUCGAGGCCACAAGGCCGUUCGUUGGGGCCAGAUGCCAGUGGCGGGAGCGUUCAACCCGCAGAACUACCAGCUCCCACCUUUCAUCAAGCAGCUGGGCUCUGGGAAUGAAGAACGGUCGGUGUUGAUUUUGGAUGCAAGAGAUCAACGCAUCCAGAGUCCCUAUCAAGGGUGGCUCUUGGACGAGAUCCUGCUCAACGCACAGUCGGGCAUCAACAUCCUGUCAGAUCGUCAAUUGGUUCGUUCUCCUGCCACAGGAUACCACAUGAACCUCUUUUACGUCAGGGCGAUCGAUGGGUACAAGCUGAAUUGUGGUCGGGUCUAUGACAUCUUAUGGAUGGGUGCCAUGCGCCCGGUGGGACUCUUUGACAGGCCAUUUCGGUGGCCCAUCAUGCGUGAUGAUUCAUCAACUUGGGUGGACGUCAAGGUGAAGAUCGAGGGCUACCUGCUCUUGCACUUGGAGCUCCGUGGAUAUCGUUCAGAUCAGGACAUGUCCGUGCAGCUCAACUACAUCAACGAGGGUCUGGUGAUGACGAUCAAGGAGGUGCUCUUUGUGCCGUCAGUCGCUGUGACGAUCUUCCAAGGAUGGAGGGUUGUGGCAACCUCGUUCGAGGUAGGUGGGCGGCUCUACGUGUGCAGCGAAGGCGGAGUUGUGGUGGCGCUGGAUCAUCCCUUGUGCCACUUUGAGGUCAGGAUGACAGCCCUGUCCUCAGCUGACUCGAUCGGCAUGGAUGCUGAUCGCUUGGAGUUCCGCUUUCGCACCUCAGGGGACAAGAUUGAUGUGGCUUGCUCGCAGGUGAUGGUGCCCUCAACGUGGCUUGUUCUGUCACGAGUUUCGGGGCCAACGCUCAUCCAGAAUGCGCGCUGGUGUCGCGAUCGACAGGCACGAGUGGAGGGUCCUGACCAGACAAUGCAGAUGAGCCAGCUGGCUGGCAUCCAUGCUCACUGGACGGCGGCCACAGAGGCGUUCACGCUCGAGGAGACGGGCCCCAGGGUCGGAGCAGUGGCUGUCGACACCCAUGUCGACAACUUUCAUUUGACUUGUGAAUCGCCAUUGUUCAAGUCUGAGAUGGUGAUCGUCCCCAAGGAAGCCUUGGCGCUCCAGUACCACGACCGUGGAGAUGAGCAAGCGAUGAUCGUGGUGCCGCCAGUUGCAGGUGGUCCUGCAGCUAUUCCUGUGGAAAAUGCUUUGGGCUCUCUGAAGGCAUUGACGGGUUCGGCUGGGGCCCCAGCUCAGGGUGAUGCGAUUGUGGCGGCGGAGAGCUCAGCCAGUGAGAGUGGUCUGACGCCAUCAGCUCCAGCUACGGGUGCUCGAACCUUGCAGGUGCAGCGCCGGUCGUUGGAGGCGAGGCUGCACAGUGCUCAGCGUGACAAAAAGAAGGGUUCAGGGUCGUAUGUACCUCAGUCGGUGUUACGGAUUCUCAGAUCGGGGGUGAGGCAGAGCGACAGUUGGGCACCCAGUGGGUUGUGGGUCCCUAGAUCGGGAGUGAAGCAGAGCGACAGACCUAUUUUGUGGGUCAGUCAUUUGCUUCUGCCUGAUCAGAAUGUGUUGGGUGAGUGCGUAGGUGUGAAGGCGGUGCAAGCUUCACCGUUCGUCAACUUAGCGUUUGUGUCUGCCAUGGAAGUGCACACGGCACAGGAGUUUGCAAUGAAGGUCAGUGAGUGGGCACCACAGCUCGAUGAGUCAGUUCGUGAUGACCUGCUGCGCUCAUCCUUCAUGCUCGAACAGUUUUGGUUGUUGGCUGGUUCUGUGGAGAAAGCUUUCUUUGAAUCAACUGCACUGCAACUGGGGUUUGGGCUCUGGGAGAUGUCUGCUCCCCCUAUUAGCUCUGAGACAGCUAGGGCUCGAAGGGUGGGUGCCAUUAAGGCACUGACAGACAGAUCUAGGCCCCCCAGAAAGAUCCUGAAAGCUACCCCUGAUGAGCAGUCCAACACCCCGCUGCUCGACCAGGAAAAUGCAGCAAGAUGGAAGUGGGCUGCUCGCCUGGAGGAGAUCGGCAAAGCGGCUGGGGCCUACUCUAAGCUGCUCAUGGAGACGGCGAAUGAGAGUGGCCUCUCCCCUGCUGAAGUGGCUCGGCUGCGGCAACUAGUGCUCUCCUCAGUUGUUCCGACCUUUAGAACGUCGGUUAAGUGGAUCACGGCCAAGCUGGCGAUCGAUUGUCCAGACGUGGAUCAUCCUGGCUUGCUAGCAAUCCAAGCCGAUAUCAUCAACAAGCGCGCUCGCACUCUGAAGGAAGCAGUUCCAAUCCCUACACAAGUGGUCAGAUGUUUUGAGCUCCUGGUUGUGGACACCAAUGAGCCAGAUCCCACUAGAUUGUUUGUGUGGUGGUGGCUCUGUAUGGUGUUCGCUUCCCUGCGUUUUGACGACGCGAUCCAUGUCAAGCCCAACGAGCUCGUCUUGAAUGAAGAGGGGAUGUUUGGCGUGGCAUGGCAAACUAGAGUCGAACGCAAACGUAGAGGCACCAAGUUCGUUGUGCCGCAUGUGAGCUUUUCAGGUGUUGAUUGGCUUCGUGCAGGCUGGCAGUUGCUCAUGCAGGAGGACCUUGAGCGGGACUUCUGGAUCAGGAACCUGAACACAAGGGAACAGUUCCAGGCAGCCCCAGCCAACUACCAGCGUUCGGUUCAGUGGCUCAAGUUCCUUGGGCGCUAUGCGGUCGAGCACUACCACGAAGGGGCCCAUGAGGAGUUCAAAGAGCUUGGUGCAGUGGUCAACAAACUGACAGCUCACUCAGCCAGGGUCACCAUGUUGGAUGCAGCUGUUCAUGCAGGCCGGAGUUCUGAAGAGAUUGGUCUUCAGGCGAAUUGGAAGAACCCGGGGCCGCUAGUUCUGAAGUACACCCGCAACAGGUCGGCCAUUCCGGCCAAGAUGGUCCAACAGCUCGUGCAGGACUUGACCAACAGCAGCAUCGCUAUGAAUUUGGAAACAGAGCAGAAACAGAUGGUGCCUGCAGUGAAUGCGCUGACUCAGCUACUGCAGCAGCUUCAAGUGGAAUCAAAGAAGACGGAUGACCAAACUGAGGCAACCACGGCAGAGAUCUCAACGAUGCAGGAAACGCGUGACGCCAAGGUGGAAAGCUUGGCGCAAGAUGUAGACUCUUUGAAGUAUGGCAUCGUGAAGCUCCAGGACAAGCACAUUCACAUGUCAGUUGUAGACGAAACCGCUUUCAUGUAG